AUGAUAAACUUUAUACCCCCACUAUUUGUGAAGCCUAUACUAUACAUUGGUUUAGUUGUCGUUUUAAAAAAUGUUUUCUACAUCCUCUACGGGCUAUUAAAUUAUAUCAAGUGCAAAAUAUUUGCCAAAAAACUGAGAAGCUUUGGAGAUACAGUUAUUAUUACUGGAUGUACGGAUGGAAUUGGGAAAAGUUUGGCAUAUUCACUAAUCAACGAAAAUGUGAAUUUAUUGCUCAUUAGCAGAAAUGAGGAUGCACUAAAAAACAUGAAAAAUGAUUUACUUGAAAGAAAUAAGGAUUAUAAGGGGCAUAUCGACUAUGUAACAUUUGAUUAUAAUGAAAAUAAUUUCUCUUCUUAUAAAACAAUACAAGACAAGGUUGAAAAUUUGGAUGUUGGAAUUUUAAUUAACAAUGUUGGGGUUUCUUAUCCACACCCUUUGUAUUUCCAUGAAAUGGACAUUCAGCUGAUAGAACAGUUAGUGAACGUAAAUUUAUUAUCAUCCUAUUACAUGACAAAAUUGGUGCUUCCGGGAAUGAUGAGAAAAAAGGAAGGAUUAAUUUUAUACACGUCUAGCGGUGCAGCCACACUACAGUCUGCCCCUCUGUACACAAUUUAUGCAUCAGUUAAGGAAGCCAUCUGCUCAUUUGCCAAUUCAUUAAGUGCCGAACUGAAGGAACAUAACAUACAGGUGCAGUGUCACGUACCUCUAUUCAUUGUAACGAAGUUGUCAAAGGUAAGAAAAUCAAGUUUGUUUGUACCAACAGCAGAUGUAUACGCAGAAAGUGCCAUUAAAAAAAUGAAGGAAGGGAAUAUUAUUCCCUGUAAUGUUAUAACUUCACCGUAUUUAUUUCAUAAAAUACAAAUAUAUUUAUAUAAAACAAUUCCUAAAUUUCUCUUUGACACGAUGUCAAUGAUAACUCUUAAGUCCGUCAGGCAACGGGCAUUAAAAAAAAAAAUAAGAAAAGAAAAUUAA
Plasmodium gonderi is the source of this 972-nucleotide messenger RNA. Its product is annotated as steroid dehydrogenase. The record is from RefSeq and is a predicted model, not a curated record. The transcript is spliced from 5 exons. Bases 1 to 972 code for a protein of 323 amino acids. NCBI's taxonomy places the organism in Eukaryota, Apicomplexa, Aconoidasida, Haemosporida, Plasmodiidae. Gene Ontology annotation, molecular function: oxidoreductase activity.